Molecule: messenger RNA, 740 nt
Organism: Salvia splendens (bonfire salvia)
Lineage: Eukaryota; Viridiplantae; Streptophyta; Magnoliopsida; Lamiales; Lamiaceae
Product: zinc finger homeobox protein 3-like
Exons: 2
Coding region: 238-582 (114 amino acids)
Source: RefSeq, a predicted model, not a curated record
AAACUAAAUUAGUCCAUAUACUCCCCCUUCCACCACACGUAUAAUCUACUCUCACACCUAAAUUACUAUUCAUAUUCUUCCCCAAUUGCACAAAAUAGAGAACCCUUCCCUAAUUUAGAGUUUCAGCUCUCUCCCCUCCAUCAUCUUCUCCUUUCCUCUCCCCCCUUUCUCGGUUCUCCCUCUUCCUCUCUUUCUCCUCUCCCUUUUUCCUCUCUUUCUCUCUUCUCUUUCUCGGCUAUGCUCACGCCGCCGCCACCGCCACCGCCACCGCCACCACCGCUGCUGUACGCGCGGCUGCUCGCCGUCGCGGCCCUCCACCUCCCUCUCUCGAUUUCCACCGACAUCACACCAUCGCUGCUCCACCUCCUCAGCUCCCCCCCUCUCUCCCGAAUCUGCCGCCGCCGCCACUGUGCAUGCACAGGCGGCGGCUCCGCCGCUUCUUCUCCACGCCUCGCGCUGCCGGAGCAGCUCCCCGAAGCCACCACAGUCGCCACCUCCUCGCCGGAUUCCCGAAAGGAAAAAUCCCGUUUAAGCUCGUGGCUUUGGUGUAGGAAAAUAAAUAGCAUCCAUAGUCUUCCCUGAUAAUGUACUGGACUUUCUUGGAGUGCGAGCACGACCGUUGAACGGGCUGCGUGAACUUUUCUCUAAUUGUAAUAGAUAAGGAUUUGAUAAAUUUGUAUAAUAGUAAUUUAGCGGACUUCGGAAAUAUGUCGGACAUUAUAAAUUUUUAUUUGGUGUUA